This is a messenger RNA of Acanthochromis polyacanthus (spiny chromis), 4162 nucleotides long. RefSeq names its product transmembrane protein 200B. Lineage: Eukaryota; Metazoa; Chordata; Actinopteri; Pomacentridae. Bases 757 to 1530 code for a protein of 257 amino acids. The transcript has 2 exons. The record is from RefSeq and is a predicted model, not a curated record.
UUCAGAAUGAUUUAUUCGCUCUAGCCUCUUUCUCUUUCUUUAUGUAUGUUUUUUAAAAUCUUUUUGCAUGGUUUUUUUAUCUAUCUUGUUGUAUUUGUUUUUACUGUAAAGUGUCCUUGGGUGUCCAGAAAGGUGCUCACAAAUAAAAUGUAUUAUUAUUAUUAUUACUAUCGUGAGUUAUCUAGGUGAUACUGCCCACUGCUGCUGUAUACUAGUGUUUGAAAAUAGUCAGGAAAAUGUUCAUAUUUGCAGCAAAGUGGGUGGGAAUGUUAUUUUUACGUUUGUAUUUUUAUUUUUUCGAGGGAGGGGUUGCAGUAACUUCUCACAAAAACACUUGAUGGAUCGUGAUGAGGAGAAUAAAUAACCGGGCUCGCCGUGGGACCGGCCUGGACCGGCCACACGUUCCCACGACCCCUCCUCUCUCCACAAACACUGAGAGCCACGGGCUGCAGAGACGCACAAGCAGCGCGGACUCGGAGGAGGCAGCGGCUUUGCACCACUUUUACUGUUUACUAGUGAAGCUCCAUCUCGGGCUGCGCUGUUGCGCUCCGACUCAGAGGCGAAGGAUGGAAGAAAACCCGUCUUAAUCUGCGGAGGAAUUGGGUUAAAGUGUGGAUUAAGCGCGGAUCAAAGUGGAGGAGGAGUGGGAGGAAUAACGCAACUCCUCUGUUGUUGUUGUUUUUUUUUUUUUCUGAUAAUGCCAAGGAGCCCGUUUCUGCUUCGGAUUUACGUCCAGAAAAAGGGUGAAGCCAGAGGAUGACAGCUGCCAGCCCACCCUGCAGCCCCUCCAACUCCUCACCUGCCUGCCUCCCCGCCUGCCGCAGACACCUGAGGAAGACCGAGGCCCUCCAGAUCCGCCUGCACCUGGGCUCGGCCCCGGGCGUGUGGCUGCUGCUGGGGGUGCUGGUGGUGCUGGUGGGGUUGAGUGUGGCGGUGGUGGGCUACGUCUCGGCGGCCCCUAAGCCCGGUGGGGGCCGAGGCAGCACCCACGUGGACAGGAUGAAGCUGGCCGGGCCCGUGGUCAUGGGCCUGGGCCUCUUCAUCUUCAUCUGCGCCGCCACGCUGCUCUACGAGAACCGGGAUCGGGAGAUCCUGAGGAUGGAGACGCCAGACGACCUGGAGGACCUGAAGGGGGGAAGCUGCUGGGAGGACUCUCAGGACCAGCACAGCUUUGGCUGUCAGGAGCAGUGGGAGGGUAAAGACGGAGAGCCGGCGUCCUGGGCCUCUCCAGCCCACAUCCUCCCCCUCGGGAACCCUCCUCUUCCUGCUCGGUCCAGCAGAUACAGCACCGGCAGUGGACCAUCACUGCCAAAUCCUCCUCCUUCUCCUCCUCCUCCUGUGGACGGUAAAGACAAUAAAGAGGAGGAGGGAAGGUCGACCCUCUUGGCCCGAGUCCUGCACCACCAGGAGCCGGUUCCUCACCCAUCCUCCCCCUGCCUCUCCGUCUCACGCUCCUCCAUCUACUCAGACUCCUGCAACUCCAGCGAGAUCAACUUUAACAUUCGGACAGACUCCUCAGAGCUCCACUGAACCCUCCCCUCGACCGGUUCUCCUGAAAUAUGCAUGAUGAGACACACUUUAAAGCAGACUAUGCAUUCCUGGAUAAGCAGAUGAGGAGUUUGUUGGUAUGUUCCUCGGUUUGCUCUGAGUCACGGUCUAUGAAGGGUGUUUUUGUCCUACAUCGCCUCUCUUCUGACUCAGCCACGUUUUUUUUUCUGAAGGAUCGGAGCUUUGAUGUCCAACUCUCCAUCUUGUUGUCUUUGAACUCCAACAGGCCCUCAAAUCCCCAAAAACCACCGCUGGGUUUGACCAUAUUUGGACCUGAGGAGGUUUGAAGAAGUUAUUUGGGUGCCACACAGAGGAUAGACUCCCUCCUUCUUCCUUCUACUUCUACUUCUCUGCAGAGGUUGUUAUCUGGAUUGGGUGUCAAAUUUAUCUUUAUCUAAUCUACUCUUGCUGUAAUCUGGUCUUUAUCUGAGGUAAUUGUGUCUCACUAUAAACAAGAGAAGCACACAAGGCCACACUCCUCUCACUUCGACACCUACAGCCACGCUAUAAAUACCAGCUGGUGCUCCGAACACUCGCAAGAUCUGCUUUAUUACUGUAAUUUCUUUCUUUCUUUUUAAUUCUUACUGUCAGCUGCUCACUUCUCUCCCUUUGCUCGAGUCGCGCCGAGGCGAGAUCUUAAAGGAAUAUCAAUCAGAGGGUGACGGAAAGAAAAGAGCAGCAACUUAACAGCAACAAACAACCCAAACAAAUCAAAUCUGCUGUUGCGAGUUGUUCCUGACGUGUCUUUAACCGAGCAAAAAAAGAGCGGAGUAAUUGAAGCUCCGCUCUCCCACCAUGCCGACCUUUCAUCUGCUCUCGCUUCAUCAUCCCAUUCCUACGCUUUAUUCAAAUCCUCAAUCCUGAGAAACGGUGAAAAAUAGGACAGAACAAUGCAGAGGGAAAAGCAGGUACAAUUAAAGCCGAGUGCGUUUGAACAGACGGAGAGGAAAAACGAGGGGAGGGGGGGUUUAUUUUAAUUAUCACCAGCGUUUUCUCCUCCAGUCUCUAAUUACACAGGGGAUCAGUCUGAAGGGUUUUAUAGGUGCUUCAGGACUGCUGGGUAUUUCCGUGUUGUUUGGGCUCCUGCUGGGAUCCUGCCAUCCAGGUGACGACCCGAGUGUACAGUAAUUUCCCAGCCGCACGUUCAGCACCCAUCUGUCUGGGCGGAGGGUGUUCCUGUAGGUACGGCGAGCUCUUUAAAGAUGCUCGAUGUAUAUUUCAGUGGCGGGGAUGAGCAGCCUCCUCCGUGGCACUCAUCGCUCAGAAAAGCAGCUCUCGCAGCCCGUCUCAGAUGAUCUGAUGCUUUCGCGUCGUUGGGAGCUGAGGCUAACUUUCAUCUGCACGUUAUCAUCCCAUAAUCCACACAGGGUUUGAUUGGUUUUGCGUAACGACCUGAACAAUCCUGCAAUAAAUCCUCCCUCUGGUAAGGUUGUGGUGUUUUCCCUGAGAGGUUCUGAUGCUGCAGCUCGUGGCAGCGUUGACUUCGUGUUACGUCACGCUGACAGGUGGUUCUACUACGCUGAAGGAGAAAAAUCACAGUUUCUCACAACCCAAGCUGAUGUCAAAACAUUGCUUUGACAAGACCACAAAAAAAAGAGAAAAACUUCAUUCAUAGAAUCUGGAGACAUUUGGUACUGUCACUUGUAUGAUCAAAACAGUUGAUGUAUUUUUAUUUAGUAAAACUGCCAACUAUUUUGAGCAAUUUUAUUUGAAAAAAAGCAAUUAAAAUUCUGAUGCCAGCUUCUUAAAGGUGAAUAUUUCUUGUUUCUUUCAUCAGUAAACUGAAUAUCUUUUGGGUUGUGGACAAAACAAGACAUUUUUAGGACUUCGUUCUGGGUUAGAUUGAUAUUUUUCACCAUGUUCUGACAUUUUAUCGACCAAACAACCAAGCGGUUAAUGUAAAAAUUACAAUAACAGUCUUCGCAAAUUCAUUUUGAGCGGGGGUGAAAGUAGUUUUAAAUUCUUGCCGGAUCUAUUAGUAAUAGUUCCGGACCGUUCCGGCUUACUUUCACCCCAUUCCGUCGAUGCUAACCAUUGUAAAUCCCAUAGAUAUUAUAUAUCUAUGGUAAAUCCUGUUGAAAGUUUUUCAGCCAAACACAAGAACGUGUGGCAUUUCAGGUGUAAUUUAUUGCUCGUCCCAGUGCAAUAAAUCAAGCGCACCUAUUUGCUAUUGGCUGCUACUGGCCAUAACAAUCGCUGUGUUACGGAAGUAGACACGCAUGCGCACUUACGUACUGCUGAGUGAAUUCCGGUCGAUAUCCAUGGAUAGCAGGCAGGCCAGGCGGCGUACCGGCGUACCCAUAGAUACCGGUGGAAGAGCGGCGUACCGCCAGCAGAUCUUUUCCCGGAACUGCGUUCUGCCACCAGAUCUUUUGCCGGUACGCAGUUCCGGACCGUUCCGGCUUACUUUCACCCCUGAUUUUGAGUCAAUUGAGGUAUUUUUAACAUACAUGCAGCAUAUGUGUCAGUUUCGAUUUUCACAGAAUUAAUCAGUUUGAGUCAUUUUAUGGGAAAAAAAGGUCUAAAUUCUCUGAUUGCAGCUCCUCAAAUGUCAUUAUUUUCUGGUUUCUUUCCUCCUCUGUGACAAUAAACUGAAUACAUUUGGGUUUCAGGA